Molecule: messenger RNA, 2303 nt
Organism: Morus notabilis
Lineage: Eukaryota; Viridiplantae; Streptophyta; Magnoliopsida; Rosales; Moraceae
Product: pre-rRNA-processing protein esf2
Exons: 7
Coding region: 260-1276 (338 amino acids)
Biological process (GO): small-subunit processome assembly; endonucleolytic cleavage to generate mature 5'-end of SSU-rRNA from (SSU-rRNA, 5.8S rRNA, LSU-rRNA); endonucleolytic cleavage in 5'-ETS of tricistronic rRNA transcript (SSU-rRNA, 5.8S rRNA, LSU-rRNA)
Cellular component (GO): nucleolus
Molecular function (GO): RNA binding
Source: RefSeq, a predicted model, not a curated record
GAUAGAAAGGCACAAGUUUACCUCAAAAAUUCCCAACUAAAAAAAAAAAAAGGGAAAAAAAGUUUACGUCGGACACAUCAGCCAACACCCGGAAAGAAAACACACUAUCGUGUGAAAAUGAAACCCUAGCUCCCUGUUUCGAUCUCUUUCCGACCUUUCUCUCUCUCUGUCCCUCUCCGGUCGCCGCUUCGAACUCCGGCCACCGUCAAAGGAUUCUGCACAUAUCCGCGGUGAUCGAAACAUUUGAAAAACAAGAAAAAUGGCAGAGGAAGAAAUUCAGUUGAAUAAUGAGAAAGCAAAACCUGACAAGGAAAAGAAAAUUAAGAAGAAAAAGCAAUUGCUAAAGGAAGAUGCUGAAAUGGAGGAACAAGAUCAGAAUCAACUUCACAAGACCAGUUCCCAAAAAUCUAAAAAGAGGAAAGAGGAAAAGGCGAAAUGCAAAUCGUUGAAGGAAGAAAUGGAGAAGGAAGAAGAAAAUGGCGCGGGUGGAGAGAAGAAUCAGUCACAGGAAGCUGUUUUGGCCGCCAUUGAUGAAGGAAAGAAGAAGUCCUUGGAGGAAGAAGCUGAUGACGAGAAAACGGAUAUGAAAAAGAUUAAUAAAAGGAAGAGACGGCUUUUGAAAGAAGCUGCCAUGGCUAACAAGCGUGGAAUUUGCUACUUGAGUCGCGUUCCUCCCCACAUGGAUCCGUUCAAGCUUCGUCAGCUUCUCUCUCAAUACGGAGAGAUACAAAGGAUUUACCUUGUCCCUGAAAAGUCUGCUGGUAAAGCGCCCCGCAAGCGCGCCGGUCGGUUUCAAGAGCAAGGAUUUUCGGAAGGAUGGGCUGAGUUUUCUGAUAAAAGGAUUGCUAAAAGAGCCGCUAAUAUGCUAAAUGGUGAACAAAUAGGUGGGAGAAAGAGGUCAUCAUUCUAUUAUGAUCUUUGGAAUAUCAAGUACCUAAGUAAAUUCAAGUGGGAUGAUCUGACUGAAGAAAUUGCUUACAAUAAUGCCGCCCGGGAGCAGAAAUUGGCUUUAGAAAUUUCUGCUGCUAAAAGGGAGAGGGACUUCUAUCUCUCUAAAGUUGAUCAGGCCCGUGCCUUGAGUUCCAUAGAGAAACGAUUAAAGAAGAAGCAAAAGCUCCAAGAAGAGGCAGAAACGAAUGCUGAUCUCCCUGUUAGCCAGCAGUCACCGAAGGUUGUUCGGAAGUUUCAACAAAAACAACCUGUUGCUGAUAAUACCACAGUGAGCAAGCGUAGACUUUCUAAAGAUAUCCUGGCUGGGGUAUUUGGUAGUUCCUGAUGAUCGUGACUUCAAGAAAUUGACGCACUUCCAUGUUAAUCUGGGUGCUACAGUGUAGACCGGUUGAGGAAGCUCACACCACAGUUUUGUAUGAUCAAAUUUCAAGUAACUAGCAUGUGUAUCAUCUACUGUAGUUAGGAUCUCAAAUUCUUAGAACCUCGGCUAUGAUACUUGACACAUAAGUUUUUCACUAACCGAUGUUCUGAAUUUUUGACUCGAUUCUUUUCCACCAAUAAUCACAGUAAAAGAAACUGCUGCGUAUUGUCAUGUUCAUUCUCUGUUUCCACAACAAUCUGAAAUUGCGGUACAAUGCGCAUUAAAAAAAAAGACGGUUCGACAUUUUUAUUUAUCACUGAUUUUUAUAAUAGUGAUUAAGACAGAAAGAAAGAAAAAUACUUUUAACCGACUCUGUCUUGAUGCCAUUACCAAGUACAAUUGGAAGCAAAAUACAAGUCACUAACUGUAGAAUCAUUUAUUUUUUGAGAACUUUGGAACUAUAUAUUCAAUGUCGGGAUAAAUGCUAGGCAAUAUGGUGAACUUUGAUAGGGGGGUUUCGGCUCUGAUACUAACUGCAUCAACCGCACUUGACGUAGUAUAUUCAAAGCAUGGAUGAAGAUAAACAUAAAGUUGCACAAAAUGACCAAGGACAAAAACUAUUGUCUUCAUUUUAGAUGCAACUCCGGUGAGAUCUCGUGAUCUGAGGCACGCUUGGGCUCCUAGCGGUGAAACCCCGGGCAAUGGGGCCUGUAAUGGCUCUCCAAGCCUUGAGUGACGAAGAUCCAACGUGGCUAUCCUUGUGUGACAUUGUUGAGAGAUCUGGUUAAAUCUCGUCUGUUUAAGCCUCAACAAUUCGCGAGGCUGCUAUACAGGCGACAAUCGCUACUUUGGGGAGCCAGCACCGGAGAUCCAUGCUUCGGAAAAUACUGCAAAACCGAUGGCUAAAAGCAGUGAAGCCAACGCUGAAGAUCUGUGCGCGGGAGAAGCUCCGCAGAUCUGAUGGCUAUGAGCGGAUUUAACUAUGAUGCCA